AUGACUAUUCAGUCUACCAUCAACAAAGAAGUCUUCAUCCCCUGUAAUGAACGGAUGCUGGUGGCUGUAGAAGUACAGAGAAGAAAAAAGAAGAGGAUGUCUUUCCUUUCUCCUGGAUCCAAAGGAAACUAUGCAACAUUCAUUUGUGUUUCAGUGACCAACACGAGGCCACAGCAGCUCCUCAUUUCAAAGGUGAAGCACUUUAGCGACUCCUUGGCCUUUACAAGGACAUCACAAUGGAUGGUGGAGCAGCUACAACAGGUUGACGGCAUUAAUCCCGACAAGGAUAGCCCUGAAUUUGACCUGGUAUUUAUCAACGCUGUGGAUCAGUGGGCAGCCAGCACGGCGGCAGAAAAGUGCAUUCUUGUCCACGUUCUGUAUCGUGCCUGCCAAACCUACUGGGGGGCCAAGACAGGAAGUCAUGUCAAGGUGAAACGCAAGGGUUCACACCAGGUUGGAGUUGUCGAUCCCAGUGAUUCCUCACCAGGGCCUUCAUCUGGAAGGACACAGGCACGACGUAAAAGCUUAGUUGUACCCAGACUGCCAGAGUUCAUCAACUGUGCUUCCAAACUCACAAAAGAUUCCUCCAACAUGACUUUGUUCAUCUAUCGCUGCAAAGCGCUCUUGGUUCAUAUGAGGAACAAGAUGAAUGCAAAGCAAAGGAGGGCAAAAAAUAGAGUCCCUCAGAUAAAAAUGUCUCUGGGAGAGCGCGGGGAUAAACUGACUGAAGCUGAAGACAAGACUGUCGGACUGGUACACACAACCAAGCAGCUUGCAGACAUUGCUCAUAAGGGUCACGGCCCCUCUCCAGCCAAUCGGGGGGUGAGCCAGUGCAGCCUGUCCCUCCUCCUGCGGCACCAGCAAGGGGGCCGCCGGGAUCCAGGGUGGUUCCCCCGGACCAUCCAUACCCCCAUUAAUGAGGGGACGCGCCACCGCCUCCCACGCCUGACCCCACCACCAACCAGCCACCGCUUCAACUCGCCAAAUGAAACGGCACACCGCGGGACCCCCAUGGCACACUAG
This is a messenger RNA of Nerophis lumbriciformis (worm pipefish), 1023 nucleotides long. Lineage: Eukaryota; Metazoa; Chordata; Actinopteri; Syngnathiformes; Syngnathidae. The record is from RefSeq and is a predicted model, not a curated record.